GCGGUUACGACAAGAGGCCCUGGAGAAGGAAGGGUCUGUCACCGCCGCACACAGGCGGCCCGAAGCCACGAUGAGGUGCGAUAGUGCCGGUAGGACCGCACUAAUGCGGAGCCCCUCUGACCUCCCCAACAUGGCGGCAGGAAAGGGCCCGCCUUCCCUCACCAGCACUGUCGCAACAGGGCCUGGCUUCCGCUACGCUUUACGGUAAGGCCGUAAAGCUCGGAAGAAGGCGGCCGGCAGCGCCAUGGACCGGAGGAAGAAGCCGCUGGAGGUGGCCGCUUCCUCGUUGGUAGAUCUCAAAGCAGAACUCUUCCGAAAGCAAGAGGAAUUCAAGAAAGAAAAGCUCCUGAAAGAUGCUGGCGUCUUCCCAAAGCCCAGGACUUCUAAUAAGAAACCAAGUAUCUGGAACAAACAAAACACAGGAGUUGCAAAUCGAGCUGAGAAAGAUGCUGAGCAGAAGAAGGAAGAGGAGCAGAUACUGGAUACAUCAAGGAAGAAACUAGAAGAGAAAGCAAAGCUCUAUGAGAAAAUGAGCAAAGGCAACUUUCCAGAUGAAGAAACGGAGGAUUUGUACCUAGUGGAUUUCACUCAGAAGAUCAUAGACAAACAGCACGAGGUGCAGGAGCUGUAUCAGAGCGAAGCUGCUGGAAAGACUUUGGAAAAAGACACAGAUGAGGAGGAUGCUCAACCUGAAAUGGAAAUACCACCACCUGAGGACCCAGAUGAGGAAUGGGUUGAUUAUGUUGACUUCUUGGGCCGAUCUAGACGCUGUAUGAAGAAGGAUUUGCCAGGUCUACUUAAAAUGGAUCAGGAACUGCAAGGGAAAAGACUAGUUCCUGAUGGGAAUACUCUCUUAUCUGAAGACAUGAAAAGAGAACUUCAGAGGCAGCAGUGGGAAAAAGAAGAAGAAGAAGCCCUCAGAAAACCCAUGGGACCCAUACAUUAUGAGGACAUUCGAGAAAAUGAGGCCAGGCAGCUGGGUGUUGGGUACUUUGCCUUUUCUCGUGACAAAGAACUUAGGCAUAAACAACGAGCAACGCUGGAUAUGCUCAGAGAGCAGACACUAGAUCAGAGAACUAAACGUGAACAGCUGAAGGAGAAAAGGAAGGCAGCUCUGGAUGCAAGGCUGUCUAAACUGCGAGCACGGAAGAUUAAAAAGUUAAGGGAAGCUGGAUUAGAGGAAGAGGCAUUGAAACUGGAGAAUGGAGAGGUGAAAGGUGCUACUGAUGAACCAGAAGCUCCGAGAGUUCCUGCAGCAAGUAGAAAGGUAGAGGUUGUGAUCCAGGAGAGAAGAGAUACAAAGCCUGGUGUGCCUCACGUCCGAGAGUGGGAUAAAGGCAAAGAAUUGAUGUUUGGACAGUGGUUGAAGAAACAGGAAGAACUCAGAGAUGAGCGAGACCCAGAAUUUGCACCACCUUCUGCAUACUUCCUGGGCCAAAAGAAAGGUGGUGAUUACAGAAGACAGAAUUCGGAACCAAAUGACACCUCCCCUGAAAAACUGGAACCAGAAACAGCACAAAACCCGAGGAUGCCGUCAGUGCAGGCCAACGGCAGCAGCACUGGAGAAGGGGCACCAUCCGUGCAGGCUUACAACAGCAGUGUUCGAGAUGAGUCAGCAUCAGCAGAGCCCUGUGGCAGUAACGCUCGAGCUGUGCCAUCAUCGGAAGAUGACAGCAGCGAUGAUGAGGAUACGCCACCAUCAGCACAGGCUUAUGGUUACGGUGCUCAAGGUGUGCCACCGCCAAUGCAGGCUUAUGGCUAUGGUGCUCCACAUAGGCUGUCAUCAGUGCAGCCUUAUGGCUAUGGCAGUCAUGAUGUGCCAUUUCCAAUGCAGCAUUAUGGCUAUGGCACUCCAGGUACGCUUCCACCAAUGUCGGCUUAUGGCUAUGGCGCUCACAAUGUGCCACUCCCAAUGCAGGCCUAUGGCUACGGCCCCCAGGAGGCACCUCCAGGAAUGCAGCCCUGUGGUUGCAGCACCCAGGAUGCACCUCCAGGGGUGCACCCCUACGGUUGCAGUGCCCAAGGUGCGCCCCCAGGAAUGCAGCCCUGUGGUUACAUUAACCAGGAUGUACCUCCAGGGGUGCAGCCCUGUGGUUACAGCGACCAGGAUGUACCGCCAGGGGUGCAGCCCUGUGGUUACAUUAACCAGGAUGCAGCUCCAGGGGUGCAGCCCUGCGGUUACAGCAGCCAGGAUGUACCUCCAGGGGUGCAGCCCUGCGGUUACAGCGACCAGGAUGUACCUCCAGGGGUGCAGCCCUGCGGUUACAGUGACCAGGAUGCAGCUCCAGGGGUGCAGCCCUGCGGCCACAGUGACCAGGAUGCAGCUCCAGGGGUGCAGCCCUGCAGCCACGGUGACCAGGAUGCAGCUCCAGGGGUGCAGCCCUGCGGCCACGGUGACCAGGAUGCAGCUCCAGGGGUGCAGCCCUGCGGCCACAGUGACCAGGAUGCAGCUCCAGGGGUGCAGCCCUGCGGCCACAGAGACCAGGAUGUACCUCCAGGGGUGCAGCCCUGUGGCCACAGUGACCAGGAUGCAGCUCCAGGGGUGCAGCCCUGCGGCCACAGUGACCAGGAUGCGUCACCUUCAGUGCAGCCCAAAAGCAGUGGUGCUCAAAAUCAGGAGACACUUUACCAAAGUCUAGAUGCCAUGCUGUCAUAUUACAGACAAGUGACUCGAACUGAGCAAAACACUAAGCAAGAGGUGUGAGGUAAAGAACUGAAAGAGAAUUUAUUACCUUCUGGGCAAGAAUACCAUUUUCCUGCAUCUGGGAGAGUUUCUGUAAGCAGAUCAAAAUAAACCUGGAGAGCAAAGCUA
Pezoporus occidentalis (night parrot) is the source of this 2812-nucleotide messenger RNA. RefSeq names its product coiled-coil domain containing 174 (gene CCDC174). The transcript has 11 exons. The coding region runs from base 245 to 2704 and encodes 819 amino acids. Gene Ontology annotation, cellular component: nucleus. NCBI's taxonomy places the organism in Eukaryota, Metazoa, Chordata, Aves, Psittaciformes, Psittacidae. The record is from RefSeq and is a predicted model, not a curated record.